UAAAUUAAUUAGUUUACAUGAAAGUUAUAACGUUUACAAAUGGCGGUAUAUAUACUGGGACUUUUUUUUUUUUUACUAGUAAUGGCGGUGAUCUGCGACUUAUAGUGGGACUGCAGUGGGCAUUCUGACACUGGGGGGAACUGACUUGGUGUCACUGAUAACCCCAGUGACACCAAUACAGUGAUCAGUGCUAAUAAAAAGCACUGACACUGUACUAAUGGCACUAUGCAGGAAGGGGUUAACAUGUGGGGUGAUCAAAAGGUUAGUUGUGUGCUGUUGUGUGUGCUAUACACUGUAAGCACACUGUUUUGUAUGGCUCUGCACAGCAGAGCCAUUCAAAGCAGUGUGCAGGAGCUGACAGGGGACCCCAUUGGUAAUACU
This is a messenger RNA of Staurois parvus, 381 nucleotides long. NCBI's taxonomy places the organism in Eukaryota, Metazoa, Chordata, Amphibia, Anura, Ranidae. The record is from the annotation of a GenBank genome assembly.